AACAAGAUGGCAGCCUCCUGAACUGUAGCCGGGCCAGGUCGUGUGUUACGGAAUUGCAUUUGUUAGUUAGCUACAUAUCCUGGCCGAAUGUCAAAUUAAUAGGAAUAAUGACUCGGUAGAUGCUAGAGUACUUACGCUGCACGACUCUUUACGAACAGAAAUGUACAUGGAUUUUAUUCAACAUGACAUUGUGGGAUGACAACUUUCUACUCUAGCUAACAUUAGCUAGAAGCUUGCUUGCCGAUUCUGACAUGUUACUGUACUCUAAAUAUGAAAGGGAGAAUUGUAUUUAGCUAACAUAUCGAAACAAUUGUUUUGCAAUGUCAUGUAUUUGCAACUUUAGUUGUAUCUCAUCAUUUACGCCUUAAACAGAUAUAUUGACCAUCGUACAUUAGCCAGGACCUUAACUCUUCUCACUAAGAUAAAACUGAUCUGAUCUGAACAUAAGUCCAGAAUGAUCAACAGGCAGUCAAUGACAGUUUUUUUUCGACUCGCGUGCAAUGGGUUGAGUCAACAUGGAAAGAGGAACAUUAGCCUUUUCUCCAACACAUCGCCUUCGAAUUGGAAUAAAGUGGUUUCAGACGCAGAAAAAAUCGUGGGCUAUCCGACUUCAUUCAUGAGUCUCCGCUGCUUGCUGAGUGAUGAACUGAGCAAUGUAGCAAUGCACGUGAGAAAACUGGUUGGAACAAAACACCCGUUGCUCAAUACUGCAAGGGGCUUUGUAUAUGACAGCAGAAACAACCUUCAGAUGAGAGGGCUGGUGGUCCUUCUCCUAUCCAAAGCUGCAGGUCCGUGUCACCAGUCCUCUGAUCUUUUGGCCCAGGACAUGGUCAGUGGGAUCUACCCCAGCCAGAGGAACUUAGCUGAAAUCACAGAACUCAUCCACACCGCUUUCCUGGUGCAUCGUGGGAUCGUUGACCUCAAAGAGUGGACCAAUUCAGAUGGCCCUCUGAAGGACAUGCAGUUUGGAAACAAGAUGGCAGUGUUGAGUGGAGACUUCUUGCUAGCUAAUGCUUGCACUGGACUGGCCCAACUAAACAAUACAAAGGUAGUGGAGCUGAUCUCCAGUGCCAUUGGAGACUUGGUGCAGGGUAUCUACUACGAGAACUCCAACGGUUUAGAGGAAAAUGGUCUUACAGAUGACAUCACAAUGGCAACCUGGGAGGAACAUGCUUUCCUUUCCCAUGGUGCCUUGCUGGCAAAGAGCUGCCAGGCAGCCAUGGAGCUGGCCAAACACAAUAAGGAGGCUCAGGGACUUGCCUUUAAAUACGGCAAACACUUAUCGCUGGGCCACAAGCUGAACUCUGACCUGCUGCCGUUCCUGAAGAGCAGUGCAGGCGACCCCGUGGCCUUCAGUUUGACCUCUGCCCCCGUGAUGUUCCACCGGCAGAUUGUAGGACAGGAGGAAUGGCGUAAUCAGUUGCACCAGGCAAGAACUAUUGGAAGACGAGUGGAUUAUACCAAGCUGUGGGCUGCAAUCAAGUCAGAGAAAGGUGUGAGCUCUGCGGAGGACCUGUGCCAUUACCAUGGUAACAAGGCUAUGGAGGCCAUCCAGGCUUUCCCAUCCUCAGAGGCUCGCUCUGCCUUGGAGAAGAUUGCUUGUGCCGUCACCAAAUUCUGAACUUAUUUUUGAAGGUUUGUCUCCUGUUGUCUUGGAUAGAAGUACGUGACCAGCUGCUAAUCCUUCAACCCCCCCCCCCCCAGAAACGUCCAUGUUAAUGUCGGUUUAUACUUGGCUAUGCCUCAGAAGACUGCCUCUCACAGUCAUUCGGUCAACCAAGAAAUUAUACUGCAGAAUACACCUUCAUUCGCGCAAUGAUUCUCUAUUAAAAACAAUGAUCCCGUUCAUAUGUUUCUGUUUGUUUCUUUAGACUCUACUUAUUGCUUCAUUGUGCUGCCCUGUUGGACAGCAAACUAAAACCAGGAGGGGAGAGGUCACAUAGCUUCCCUGGGUCCUGCCAUGGGCACACUCCAAGCUUCUCCAGCAGUAAUUAUUAAUGAAGGCCCCGUUCCCGCGACCUGAGCAAAUGGACAGGAAAUGCAGCGGUAUUGAUUGGGACGCUGCGCGGGCUGGCGCCAGGGUGCUGGCCUGUGGUUACCCAGGCGCUCUCCACGGGGGACAGCCAAGGUGUGAACCUGGGUGGAGGCGGGGACGUCACCGCCAACCGCCAACCAUAGUAGGGUCUGUCUGU
Messenger RNA from Osmerus eperlanus (European smelt), 2192 nucleotides. RefSeq names its product prenyl (decaprenyl) diphosphate synthase, subunit 2 (gene pdss2). NCBI's taxonomy places the organism in Eukaryota, Metazoa, Chordata, Actinopteri, Osmeriformes, Osmeridae. Gene Ontology annotation, biological process: ubiquinone biosynthetic process; isoprenoid biosynthetic process. Bases 455 to 1621 code for a protein of 388 amino acids. Gene Ontology annotation, molecular function: prenyltransferase activity. The record is from RefSeq and is a predicted model, not a curated record. Gene Ontology annotation, cellular component: transferase complex; mitochondrion. The transcript is spliced from 8 exons.